This is a messenger RNA of Betta splendens (Siamese fighting fish), 2167 nucleotides long. Its product is annotated as RUN domain-containing protein 3A. Gene Ontology annotation, cellular component: cytosol. Lineage: Eukaryota; Metazoa; Chordata; Actinopteri; Anabantiformes; Osphronemidae. Bases 152 to 1465 code for a protein of 437 amino acids. The transcript has 11 exons. The record is from RefSeq and is a predicted model, not a curated record.
UGACGCUGAGCAUUCCUGUCCUGUCCUCCUCAUCCAGCAUCAUCCCUUGGCUCCUGCAAAGGACAGCGGGUGUUUGUAGGACACAGGGCCCUUGGAGGGAGGGGUCCUGGCCUGGGCACGGAUCCCGAAGAGGCCCCGGGGCCGCCGCUGGAUGGAGUCGGGCUGCAUUCAGACAGCAAUGGCUAUGGGUUUGACAUCGAAAAAGGCGUCUUCGAGGAGCGUCGGCGUGGAGCGGAAAAACCUCAUCAUGGUUUGCAGGUUCUCCGUAAAGACGCUCCUAGAAAAGUACACGGCGGAGCCCAUAGAUGACUCGUCCGAGGAGUUCCUCAACUUCGCUGCCAUUUUAGAGCACAUCCUCAGCCACCGCUUCAAAGGUAACACUGCAGGUUCUGGAAGCUGGUUCAGCUCCGACGGCCAGCGCAGCUUCUGGGAGUACGUUCGGCUGGCGUGCAGCAAGGUGCCCAACAACUGCAUCGCCAGCAUCGAGAACAUAGAGAACAUCAGCACGUCACGGGCCAAGGGGCGCGCGUGGAUUCGAGUGGCGCUGAUGGAGAAACGCCUGUCUGAAUACGUGUCCACUGCUCUGAGGGACACGAGAACAACCAGGAGGUUCUAUGAUGACGGGGCCAUUAUGCUCAGAGAGGAGGCUACAGUGCUGACUGGCAUGCUCAUCGGACUGAGUGCCAUUGAUUUCAGUUUCUGCUUGAAGGGGGAGACUCUGGAUGGAAAGUCGCCCGCUGUGAUCGACUACACGCCCUACCUGAAAUUCACCCAGAGCUACGACUACCUGAGCGAUGAGGACGACGGGCGCAGCGUGGACAGCAGCAACAGCGAGGAGAGCGUCCCGGAGCACCCCUACGUCCCGCUGGUGACCGACGAGGAGAGCUGGAGCAACAAGUGCCGCAAGAUGGAGCAGCGCUUCAAGAUCGUCUACGCCCAGAAGGGCUACUUGGAGGAGCUGGUGCGCCUGCGGGAGUCCCAGCUGAAGAACGUGGAGACGGAGAACAAGUGUCUGAGAGCGAAGGUGGAGGAGCUGACGGUGCAGAGCCAGCAGGAGAAGAAGGAGCUGGAGGCCAUUGUGCUCGAGCUGCAGGCGCAGCUCUCAGCCCUCAUGCCUUGUGAUUCCUCCCAUCUGGCCAAAGACCUCUCCAUCCCCCUGGUCAACCAGUGGUCCACCAUCACCAACAACCAAGGCGAUGUCAAGAUCUUCCGCCGGAGGAGUUUCCACAGCUUGGAUCAGCUUUCGGCCGAUGUCAGUCUGAACUCUGACUCCCAGAAGACGGACGGGCGGCAGAACGGAGACGCCGCCUGGACCUCAGCAGGAAAGGACAACACCCCCUCCAUGCUGGGUCUGUGCGGCUCUCUGGCUUCGCUGCCCAGCUCCAAGUCCUUGGCCAGCCUCAAAUCCAACGAGUGCCUGGUCAACAUCAGCACCGAAGCCAGCCCUGUGCUCUCCCCCAGCUAGGAGCUGGAGACCCACCGCCCUCCCUCCCUCCCUCCCCCCACCCGCCCAGCCUGUCUGCCUGGUGAUGCUGCGCUGACCAUGAGCACCCCGUCCGAACUCCGCUCCCACAUCCACCCAGCUCCAUGAGAUUACUGCAGGAAAGUCAUGUGGGUUUUAUACACGAGAGUAAGGUUGUCUUUAGGUCGAAAGGACGCGUCUCUUUAGCUUCUUUCAUUUUUCCUUUCUUUCAGUACAGUGACUCCGUUCAUCCAGUAUCACGCAAAGCCUCUGCAAACACCUGGGCCCGUUUAAGAGCAUUCACGUCACCACAUAUCGCCCCGGUUGUGCAUAUUCGUGCACUUUUCAAGUUCGGGUGUAACCAAAACAGCACGUGCAGCUUUUUGGACUCAGCCACACGCAAUGAAACACGCAGUGAUCAUUUUUGGGAGAUAGAGAUUAAGUGUGUAGCGUGAACGAUUGCUUUUACGUCUGGUGCACUGGGAAUCGUGUUAUGAGUGUAACUGAAUAGUCUGCCACCCACGAAGGUGCAAAUCAUUCUUGCUUGAAUAAUCAAACAUACAAACUGUUACAGUAUGGUUACAUUUAUGGAUUCUACCAAAUCUUUAGAUCCUGCAUCUGUUUAUCUUGUUUCUUUUUACAUAUAUGUGAUAUAUUGAGUUAAUAUGUUUGUUUUGUGUUGCAAUAAACUGCCUUUUCCAUUAA